ACCCAAAGUGCUUCCUACAAACCCAUCACAUGACCUACUUACUUUAUAACUCGCCAAGCGCUUGUAAACACCACACGAAAAGUUCAUCCGAGUGGCAAACAAAGAUGGCAGGUUCCAAAAGCUCUAGCGAUCCCGAGAUUGAAAUCCAAGUUGAGGAGACUAAGGCCUCUUCCGAAGGGGACAACAUGUUGUACAAAGUUGACGAUACACCGCCAUGGUACCUGUCAAUUCUCCUAGGAUUCCAGCACUACCUAACAGCAUUUGGUUCCACACUCUCUGUUCCAUUAGUCCUGCAGUCGGCCAUGUGUAUUGGUGACGAUCGCGUCGGACUCAGCGAAAUCAUCUCCACCAUAUUCUUUGUGUCGGGAUUAUCCACGCUGCUCCAGACUACCUUUGGGGUCAGGUUACCAAUCAUUCAAGGGGCAACUUUCUCCUUUCUGACACCAACCUUUACUAUAUUGGCGCUGAAGAAAUGGGAGUGUCCUUUCACCUUGGCAGCUAAAGGAGAGUGGAAUGUGACCUCUGACCCUCUACCAGACCCCGGAAGUCCAGAGCAUAAAGAAAUGUGGCAGAUGAGGAUGCGCGAGAUUCAAGGUGCCAUCAUGGUUUCGUCAAUUUUCGAAAUCGUCAUCGGCUUCAGUGGGGUGAUUGGCCUGUUUCUACACUUUAUCGGACCACUGGUCAUCGUCCCCACCAUCUCUCUGAUUGGUCUGUCCUUGUUUAAGGAGGCAGCCGACCUGGCCUCUAAACAGUGGUAUAUCGCCGUCAUGACAGUGGCCCUGAUAGCGAUAUUUUCACAAUAUCUGAAGAAGGUUAAAAUUCCAGUUUGUCGAGUCACACGAAAAAAUGGAUGCUCGAUGUAUAAACUGCCAAUUUUUAAAUUAUUUCCGAUUUUAUUAGCUUUGAUAUCUGCUUGGGCUAUUUGUGGCAUCUUAACUGCAGCUGGUGCAUUUCCGGAACAAGGAAAAUGGGGUUCUGCCGCCCGGACUGAUGCGAAGAUUGACGUGUUAGAAAAGUCGCUUUGGUUCCGAUUCCCUUAUCCCGGUCAGUGGGGCCUGCCAACAGUCAGUGUGUCAGCCGUGUUUGGGAUGCUUGCUGGAGUACUCGCCUCUAUCAUAGAAUCUGUGGGAGAUUACUACGCAUGCGCCAAACUUGCUGGAGCUCCUCCUCCUCCAGUUCAUGCUAUCAAUAGAGGAAUAGGAAUGGAAGGAAUAGGCUGCUUGUUGGCCGGUGCUUGGGGAUCUGGCAAUGGCACGACCUCUUACAGUGAAAACAUUGGUGCAAUAGGAAUCACUAGGGUUGGAAGUCGACGAGUUGUACAGAUGGGAGGUUUGAUCAUGAUGAUCCUGGGAUGUCUGGGUAAAUUCGGAGCUUUGUUCGUCACCAUUCCUGACCCGGUGAUUGGGGGACUGUUUAUGGUCACCUUUGGCAUGGUGGUAGCAGUGGGACUCUCCAAUCUGCAGUUUGUGGACCUCUCUUCAUCAAGGAAUAUAUUCAUCAUCGGAACCUCCAUAUUCUUUGGACUUUCCUUCCCAAAUUGGAUGAAAACCCACCCGGGUUAUAUUGAUACAGGGAGUGAUAUUUUAGACCAGUUGUUGAGCGUUCUACUCGGAACUAGCAUGUUCGUUGGAGGAACAAUUGGUUUUAUCCUUGAUAAUACUAUACCAGGAACUUUAGAGGAACGUGGUAUUUUGAGAUGGCGGCAAAAAGAUGAAUCGUGGACAGCCAGUGGAGAUAAUGUCAACUCUGUAUAUGACUUACCUUGUAUACAGAAAUAUCUCAACAAACUGACAAUCACGCGGUACCUCCCAUUUUGUCCUAAUUUCCAGCCUUGUUGUGGGAAAGGUAGCAAGAAGCAAGAACCUCCGGUAGAACCAACGUCGGUUUACGAAAAGAAAGUUGAUGAUACCAAUAUGUAACUGUAUGUUAUGUGCAACGGCCCAUUUGAAAAUGUCAUGUAUAUAGAACUGACCAACUGCAAAUCUCAAUCAUCCCAAACAGGAGUCAAGAUCGUAAAGACAUUUAAAAUCAAUAUCUUUUUUGUUACUUUACAAUAUUUCAUUGAUAAUUUUAUCGCCAGAAGAUAUAAAUAUUAAUAACUGGAAUUAUAGUAAGAUGCAAUUUAUUUACCAAUGUGUUCAUAUUUAAAGGGGCCAUAUUGAAUUCGUUAUAGUUAUGUAUACGUGCAAAUUAGAUUUGUGAGUCCGCAUUAAUUAUGAACUGGACAUUCAUCUUUUGGGGUUUUUUUUUUGUCUUCGGUAAAAGAAUUUUUUUGAUCUGUUGCAAAAGUACUUAAAGUAGGGAUGCAACAACCUAAAAUUGUUGUUUAAUUUUUGCAGAAUUUACCUUUCCAAGUACAUGUAUAAGGAAUAGAUACAGUGUAAGAAGACUCCUAAAUAAAGAAUGUCCAGGACAUAAAAUAUUUGUCAUAUCGUUAAUAAUAUCGUUAUACAUGUAUCGCUAGCUGAUAUUAAUAAUUGUAUAUAUUUAGAUGUAUCUUUAUUUUUUAGAAUUUUAUUUCCCUGACAACUAUACAGUCUAGCAUUUAAUAUGUUUAAUGAACAGUCUCUGUGUAUAUGUAUUGACUACAAUGUAUACUAGGUGUUCAUCCUUCAUUUUUUUCUCAUGUCUUGUUUUUUAUAUGUAUUUUACUUUAUUAAUGAAGAAACAUGAAUUCUUUUUGUGGAUUGAAGAUAUCAGGGAUUCAUCAAACAAUAAAAAAAAAGUUUUCCAGUGAA
Molecule: messenger RNA, 2738 nt
Organism: Magallana angulata
Lineage: Eukaryota; Metazoa; Mollusca; Bivalvia; Ostreida; Ostreidae
Product: solute carrier family 23 member 1-like
Exons: 13
Coding region: 30-1919 (629 amino acids)
Biological process (GO): transmembrane transport
Cellular component (GO): membrane
Molecular function (GO): transmembrane transporter activity
Source: RefSeq, a predicted model, not a curated record